UUGCGUAUAUCAAGGCAAUGGGGAAUAUAUCUUUUUCAUAUUCGAUAAAAAUAGGUUGAGAACCCCUGUUACUGUCUGAUAAGUCAGUGGUAACCAAUUUACAACCCGUCAAAUGGUUCAUCAGGUGUAAACAACUGUGAACGAACAGAACGAAAUGGAUCAAAUAAAAAUCUCGAAGGUGGGGAACGUGAGGAUUUUAGAUAAAUAUAGUAACAAUCAUUCUGUUGGUACUCUUUAUUUAACUGUAACACAUCUUAUAUUUACAGAACGAAGUGGAAAAAAGAAAAUCUGGGUGUUAUAUACUCACAUUGCGAAUAUAGAGAAGCAGCCACUGACUACGACAGGCUCCCCAUUAUGUAUUAAAUGUAAACACUUUUUCAUUGUAACAUUUGUUAUUCCGAAAGAACGAGAUUGCCAUGAUAUAUAUCUUACUCUCUCAAAAUUGUCUUGCCCAGUAAGUUUAGAUGAUCUUUAUUGUUUUCAUUAUCAAGAGAACAAAGACACCUUACCGCAACAUGCAGGAUGGAAUUUUUUUAAUGUACAAAGUGAAUUUCAAAGACAAGGUGUUCCAAAUGAAGAAUGGUCUCUAACGUAUUUAAAUACAAAUUAUGAGCUUUGUGAUACUUAUCCAAAAUAUUUGUAUGUACCUAGUACAUGUGCCAACAGUAUCUUGAUAGGCAGUGCAAAGUUUAGAAGUAGAGGAAGAUUGCCAGUUUUAACAUAUUUAUAUUCCAACAAGGCUGUUAUCUGCCGAUGUAGUCAACCUUUAUCGGGAUUUAGUGCACGAUGUCCCGAGGACGAACAAAUGAUGUACAAUAUUUUGCGGACAAAUCCUAAUUCUAAAUAUAUGUACGUUGUAGAUACGCGACCACGAAUCAAUGCUUUUGCUAAUAGAGCUACAGGAAAAGGAUAUGAGAAUGAGAACUUUUAUGACAACAUAAAAUUUCACUUCUUUGGUAUUGAAAAUAUUCAUGUAAUGAGAACAAGCUUAAACAAAUUAAUAGAAUUACAAAGGAUGACAUCAAUGAGUGCAUUUUUAAGUGGUUUGGAAAGCAGUGGAUGGUUGAAACAUAUACGAUCUAUUUUAGAGACUGCUUGGUUUAUUGCUAGAGCAGUUUCAAAUGGAGUUAGUGUAGUAGUGCAUUGUAGUGAUGGUUGGGAUCGCACUGCUCAAGUAUGUUCAUUGAGUGCUUUAUUACUGGAUCCAUUUUACAGGACAAUUCAAGGUUUCCAAGCAUUGAUAGAAAAAGACUGGUUAUCGUUUGGACAUAAGUUUAGUGACCGAUGUGGUCACAUUAACUGUGAUAACAAAGAAUUAGCCCCAAUUUUUACUCAGUUCGUUGAUGCAACAUAUCAAUUGUUGCAACAGUAUCCCCAUAAGUUUCAAUUUAAUGAAUUUUUUUUGAUAACUCUUCAUGAUCAUGUACACAGUUGUCAACAUGGUACUUUUAUAGGGAAUUCAGAAAAAGAAAGACAAAAUCUCAAAGUAUCGGAAAGAACAUAUUCUCUAUGGGGAUAUAUUGCAAAUAAUAUGCACGAAUAUAUAAAUCCUUUAUACAAAUGCAAUCGUUUCAAUGAAGAAACUAAUCCUGUUCUCCAACCUAAAUUGGCUCCACAGUGCAUUAUUUUAUGGCGAGGAUUGUACUUUAGAUUUGAGAAUGGUAUUCAUCCGAGAGAAACUUACGAAGAUUAUCUUUCGAUAAUGCAUGAUCAUACUAGUUGUUUGGAAGAUCAUGUUAAGCUUCUCAUAAAGAGAGCUAACUCUUUGAGUUCAGUAUUGAAUUUAAAUAACAUUAAAAAAAAAGGAGUACAAGGAAAACUAAAAUUCGAUAAUAAAUACACAAUGGAUCCAUUAUCUGAAACCAUCAUAGAAAAUACACCAACUCACGAAGAGAAAGCAAAGUGUAAGAUAAAAAUUAGUCAGUUACAAAACGAAUUGAAAACAGUUUCCUUGGACUGGAAAUUAUUCCGUAACAUGGAAGAGUGUGUAUGUUCUACUACAUUUGACGCAUUUAAUAAAAAGGUAAAUGUAUAUUAUAACUUAAGAUUUAAUUUAGAAUUAGAAUUAUAUUUCCUUGCACUUUUUUUCAGCAUCACUGUUGGUCAUGUGGAGAGGUAUUAUGCACAAGAUGCAUGGGUGCACACACUAUUCUUGCUGGACAUAAUUCACAACGUGCAGUGCCUACUUGUAAGUCUUGUACACAGAAUUCCAGUAUUCCUUCUACUAGUCCCUAAAUUUAUUCCUUUGAACACUUAUUUAAAUUUGUAAUCUGUACCUAAAAUGUAUAUUAUUAGAUUAUAUAACAUUAAGGUAGAAAUAAGAUAGUAAUAUAAACUAAAAAAUUUGAUCUGAUGGAAACUAUUAAUAGGGAAUUGUAUAUUUCACAUUUCUUUUUUUUAUAUGUAUUCGAACCAAAGCAUGUCGAUUUUAAAGAAAAAGGAUAUAUAACAUAAGAAAGUAUUACGAAUAAAAACAAUUUUAUUUUAACGAUCCACCGCAAAUUGUAUUAUAAUAACUAUUCUUCUAAUAGUACACAAUCAUACUUUUUUAAAUAAGACUGUUUUUUUAUACUUCUAUUAUAAAAUAUGCAGAUGACAAAACGCAAUGUUUUGUUUUUAAGAUUAGAAACGGAGUCUCUCAAAAAUAAAAUUUAACUAUUUUACAUUUGCUUAUAUCAAUGUAAAUAUUAUAUAAUAUAUUAUAUCAAUGUAAUCUUCUUUUUAAUUUUACUUUCUUAAUGAAAAAGAUAAUAACAUAAUUUAGUUGAAUUAUUUUAAAAAGUGUUGAUUUUUUCAUAAAUUUAAAUAGAAAUUUACUUUGUUGUGUGUGUUGUGAACAUGGAGGAAAAGGAUUUUCGGAAUCUACUUGUUUGAUUAUUUUUAAACAAUUUCAGACUUAUCACUUAUAAAUAAUACAACAUAAUAUGAUACAUAAAAUUAUUUCAGUCACAUUGCAUACUUUAUUAACAUAAUAGCAAAGGAAUGAAACAUUAUUUAAGAAAAAUCGUUACAUUGAAUAAUAUAAUACAUGCCUAUGAAAAACAUUAACUGGUAAUAUUAAAUAACAAAUUCUAUAUGGAUUGUGUGUAAAACAUUAUUGGGCACAAGCGACGAACUUUCUAAAAAAGACACAUCAUCCGCUCUGUUAUACAGAAACUGUGAAUAAAUCUAUUCUAUUAUUCGUCUUUUUUUCUUAAUAUACAAUAACAAAAAUUAAAUUGCUACAUAGUAUUAAGACAUAAAUAAUUACACCAAACAUCAUUCUUACAAAACUGUUGUUUCUUCUUUUUUUUUUUUUUUUUUUUUUUUUUUUUUUUUUUU
This is a messenger RNA of Bombus pyrosoma, 3321 nucleotides long. RefSeq names its product myotubularin-related protein 6 (gene Mtmr6). Gene Ontology annotation, biological process: dephosphorylation. The coding region runs from base 155 to 2269 and encodes 704 amino acids. The record is from RefSeq and is a predicted model, not a curated record. NCBI's taxonomy places the organism in Eukaryota, Metazoa, Arthropoda, Insecta, Hymenoptera, Apidae. Gene Ontology annotation, molecular function: metal ion binding; phosphatase activity. The transcript is spliced from 12 exons.